AUGAACACGAUUGGUAUGGACAUAUUUGAGUUUGAAGGCUCCCAAUACAUUAUAAUCGUUGAUUACUAUGCUGGUUAUGUUUGGGCAUAUAAACUACAUAACAUGACUACCGGUAGUUCAACUGACAUUAGCAAGAUUGAUGAAAUAUUCUCCAAUUUUAGAUACCCAAGAGACUUUAUAUCGGACAAUGGGCCACAGCUUAUUAGCAGUGAAUUGCAAGAAUAUUGCCAGACUCAUGAGAUAAGACAUACAAUCAGUGCACCCCAUUACCAACAAGCCAAUGGACGCACAGAAAGAAAUAUAUUCACAGUCAAAAUUAUGCUCAAAAAGUUUCUUCAGAAAAGGGGGAAAAACCUGAGAGAAAUCCUAACAACAUUGAGAGACAAUCCCAUUACAGCUGAUAUUCCAUCUCCAUUUACGUCAAUGUUUCCCAACAGAAAGGUCAAGACCAAUCUCCCAUUUCUACAGUAUAGACGUGAUCAGUCUACAAAUAGUUAUAAGGAGAAGAUUGAACAGAGAGCAAAUUCUUAG
Molecule: messenger RNA, 531 nt
Organism: Saccoglossus kowalevskii
Lineage: Eukaryota; Metazoa; Hemichordata; Enteropneusta; Harrimaniidae
Source: RefSeq, a predicted model, not a curated record